CUGUUUUUUUUUUAAUUUACACAGUAAUGGACAGAAUAUUUAAUCUAAAAUCUUGGAAAUAAAAGUCAACACUACAAAUAUUCCGCAUAACAUAUUGCAUUUGUGUUGAUGAGGGUAUAAUGAUGUUGAUUUUAUUACAUUAAACAAUCUGGAAAAUUGUGUGUUUAUUUGUACCAAUGACAUUAUUGAUCAUUCGACCCUAUUACUGAAUCCCACGUAGAAUAGUUGAAUCUGAUGGAGUAAUAAUGACAGCUUUUGUCGCUACGACUGCUACUUUGUUAUCGUGGAUCCAUGGGGGACCAGUUUAUAAAAUCUAAUUUAACGACUGCAAGUUUAAGUAUUCCGUCAGUGUUAAAAUGAGUGUCAACGUGAAAGCAUCGAUCGUUGGAAAUACAACGUUUCCGAGUUCUAAAGAAUUAAAUUCAACAGAGAGUAACUGGGUAACAGCAAUUAAUUAUUAUGGAUUAAUUUACACUUCACUUUUAUUUGUGAUUGGCAUUCCCGGAAAUGUAUUGGUGUUUUUUGUUUAUUCCAAAAAAUCGAGAAAAAAUUCCACGACUGUAUUCAUUUUAGUUCUGGCUGUAUUUGAUUUGGUAAACUGCACGGCAACGUUACCGACAGAAAUUGUAAUGUUGCUGAAUCCGUUUGUUUUCAACAUAGGACCCGUAUGCAAAAUGUCCAGAUUUACCACAUAUACGUGUAACAGUGCUGCCGCUGUUAUCCUUGCCGCCAUUGCGGUGGACAGAUACAAACGGGUAUGUACACCCCAUGGGAAACAAUUUACUCUCAAACGAGCGAAACGAAUGGCAUUCUGGGCAUUUAUGACGUCCGUUAGUUUUACAUGGCCGUCUCUAAUGAUAUAUGGGCAAAGAACUAUUAGUACUGAAAGUGCAAACGUUACACGUCAAAUAUGUGAAAUAGACGAUUCUCACGUUCUGACGGUUUAUCCACUUAUCUAUUACUCUUAUAUGUGUUUCUCUACAUGUGGAAUAUAUUUUAUUCUGCUAGCAUCAUACAUAAGUAUUGUUAUCAAAAUGGUGAGGCGCAAGAACUUCUCUAGUUUGAUGGGUCGUCGAUCUGUAUCUAAUAAAGAGGUGCCAGAUAUACACAUAGAACAUCCCUCAUCUAUUGGGCAUCAUACAAACGCAUUACAAGUUACCAGUGUACACAGCUCCACGCGCAGUCUGAACGUGUGUUGUCAUACUGAAGAAUCAAAUUGUUUCCAGUAUGAACCAGCUGCGUCGGUGCAGAAAAAUAGCCAAAACAUGGCUGAAACUUCAAAGGAAAAGGAAAAUCCGAAUGUAAUGGAUUCCGAACAUCAGGAGCGCUUGAUGAAGACUGACGAAGACGACAUAAAACCAAAUGGCUUUUUAAAUGUUGACGGUCUUAUAGAUUGCAAAGAAGUUAUGAACGAAUAUGGUGCUGUACACGAACAAAAGUAUAAUGCUCGGAAUGAACAUUGUGUCAUUUCUAAUCCACAGAAUAAUCCCGAAUGUAUCGAAAAUAAAAACAAAGAAAACGAUAAAACAAGGAACCGAGUGUUGAAUAACAAUUUGAAUAAAGAAACAGAAGAAUCGAAACAGAAAACAAAACAAACGAUGAAAAAAAACAACAGUCUGGACGUUCCUUCGCCUAAUCAUUCGCCGGAAAUUUCUAGCAAAGACAGUUCAAAAAAUGAAAACACAUCAGAGAACCGAAAUAAAACCAAACGUAAGCGUAAGGUAUCACAAACGCGUAGUAAUACAGGAGAAAUGUCCUUGAAUGGAUCAAGCAAAAGUAAAAUGCGGCCUUCCAAAAGGAGUUUAAGAGCACAUCGUUUAGGUAAGACCACUCUUAUGCUGUUAGUUGUGACUAUGGUUUAUAUUUUAAGCUUUCUUCCAUUUCUUGGAGUUGUUAUACAACGAUCCAUAUCCCCUAUUGUUCCGUUGCUUUAUAAAGGAGAAUAUGACACAGUGUACGAAGCUUUGUACAGAUCUUAUUUACUAAACUGUGCGGUGAAUCCGGUUAUUUAUUCGUUUUGCAACGCAAAUUUUAGAAAAGAUUGUAGAGCUUCGUGUAGGAGACGAAAAUUGUUCUACAGAUAAGAGGCGAUGAGGCACACAAUAGUAUUACACAUAUCAUACUUUUGCCAAUUUGUAUCAUGGUUUGUGCAGGCUACCAACAGUUUAUAGAUACUGUGGAAAUAUUUUGAUGUUGUUUUGAUUUAAUUAUAUGAAUAUUCUCAACAUUUCACUAUGUCUUGAAGUCAACGUACUAUUUAAAAGUAAUCACGUUAGGCCACGCAAAAUCAAUUUGUUGUUUCAGCGAUUUAAUCGCUCUUUUAGUUCUUGAUUAAAAUUGUGAGGCGAAAGUCAUUUUCAAUUUAUUGCCCUUGUUCUUUAAAUUUUCACUCCUGUUCGUCAAAUCUGAUAUUUUCAAAUAAAAAUGAUCGCUC
This is a messenger RNA of Mytilus californianus (California mussel), 2434 nucleotides long. RefSeq lists its product as uncharacterized. Bases 357 to 2084 code for a protein of 575 amino acids. Gene Ontology annotation, biological process: neuropeptide signaling pathway. The transcript has a single exon. NCBI's taxonomy places the organism in Eukaryota, Metazoa, Mollusca, Bivalvia, Mytilida, Mytilidae. Gene Ontology annotation, cellular component: membrane. The record is from RefSeq and is a predicted model, not a curated record. Gene Ontology annotation, molecular function: neuropeptide receptor activity.